This is a messenger RNA of Mycena citricolor, 586 nucleotides long. Lineage: Eukaryota; Fungi; Basidiomycota; Agaricomycetes; Agaricales; Mycenaceae. The record is from the annotation of a GenBank genome assembly.
UUUCCCCCGAUGGUACAAUACAAUGUGCGCUGCAACACAGAUUGGGGGAUCUCUUCCUCGCGUCCUCAUCCACUGCGUGCCAUUGGCACAUUGCCCUCUCUGUUGACGUGUGGAACGACGGGAUCAUCUGUAUCAGGCAGUGCAAAUCCGCCUCCCGGGCGGAUCGCACCGGGUGGUUCUUGCGCAGAUGCUGUACCGCGCGGCGCGUUUUCGAUGCGUUGCCGUCAGGAUGGCAGAUCGGAGGGUCAGGACAUGACUGGGGCGAACUAUCCUUCCGGGGGUGCGCUCAGCCUCUCAGUACAUCUCCGCCGGAGAAAAGGCUGCCUAUUCCACUGACGAGGUUCGCGCGGGAGGAACGAAGGUGUCUGGAGCGGCGCGCAGCAAUCAACGUCCAGCACGUCCGUUUCGAAGAGUCACGCUGCAUCGACCGAUUGGCAGUCGUCGUGCACACGAAUUGGGUUUUUAGCCAUGCAUGUCAGUCGAUGAUCAUACGUUAUCCGCCCCGAUUCUCAUCGUUGCGUCAAUGGACGGCUUGGAUCUACAUCUUGCCACGUGGCAAGAGGAUACUUGCGAGAAUUCGAGCUUG